AUGUUUUUCUUUCUUUCUCAUCUUUCUGCCUUUUACAGUCUUGCAGGGAAUGGGCGUAUUUUUUAUAACGAGAAUUUAGGAAGGACACCACAACACUAUCUAUCUAUCUAUCUAUCUAUAUAUAUCUAUCUAUCUAUCUAUCUAUUUUCUUUCCACCUAUCUUUCAACCUCUUCCUCUUUCAACUUCUCUUUCUACAUCUUCCCUCUUUUCAUCUUCCUCUUUCCACCUCUCUUUCUACAUCCUCCUUUUCCAACCUCUCUUUCCAACCAACUCUUCCUCUUUCCACCUCUCUUUCAACCUCCUCCUUCUUUCCUCCUCUUUCAACAUUUUCCUCUUUCCACCUCUCUCUUCCACCUUCAAUCCUCCUCUCCCACCUUUCCAUCAACCUCUCUUUCAACCUCUUCCUUCUACAUCCACCUCUCUUUUUCUCUUCCUCUUUCCACAUCUCUUUUACAUCUACCUUUCCAACUCUCUUUCUACAUCUUCCCUAUUUCCACCUCUUUCCAUCCUCUCUUUCCACCUCUUCCAUCUUCUUUCCACCUCUCUUUCUACAUCCUCCUUUCCACCUCUAUCAAACCACUUCCUCUUUCCACCUCUCUUUCUACCACAUCCUCCUCCUCCUUUUCCACCUCUCUUUCAACCACUUCCUCUUUCCACCUCUCUUUCUACAUCUUCCUCUUUCCACUUCUCUUUCUACAUCCUCCUCUUUCCACAUCUCUUUCUACAUCUUCCUCUUUCCACAUCUCUUUUUACAUCUACCUCUUUCCAACUCUCUUUCUACAUCUUCCUAUUUCCACCUCUCUUUCUACAUCCUCCUCUUUCCACUUCUCUUUCUACAUCUACUCUUUCCAACUCUUUCCACAUCUUCCUAUUUCUCUUUCUACAUCCUUCCACUCUUUUCCAUCUUCCUCUUUUCCACCUACAUCUUCCUCUUUCCAACUCACCUACAUCUUCCUCUUUCCCACUUUCAACCACUUCCUCUUUCCACCUCUCUUUCAACCACAUCCUCUUUCCACCUCUUUCUACAUCCUCCUCUUUCCACCUCUCUUUCAACCACUUCCUCUUUCCACCUCUCUUUCAACCUCUUCCUCUUUCCACCUCUCUUUCUACAUCUUCCUCUUUCCACUUCUCUUUCUAUAUCUUCCUCUUUCCACCUCUCUUUCAACCACUUCCUCUUUCCACCUCUCUUUCAACCACUUCCUCUUUCCACCUCUCUUUCAACCUCUUCCUCUUUCCACCUCUCUUUCUACAUCUUCCUCUUUCCACCUCUCUUUCUACAUCUUCCUCUUUCCACCUCUCUUUCUACAUCUUCCUCUUUCCACCUCUCUUUCUACAUCUUCCUCUUUCCACCUCUCUUUCUACAUCUUCCUCUUUCUACAUCUUCCUCUUACCACCUCUCUUUCUACAUCUUCUAUUGA
Acanthosepion pharaonis is the source of this 1419-nucleotide messenger RNA. NCBI's taxonomy places the organism in Eukaryota, Metazoa, Mollusca, Cephalopoda, Sepiida, Sepiidae. The record is from the annotation of a GenBank genome assembly.